AGAGACAGACAGAGACAGAGAGAGAGAACAGCCCAUGCUUGUAGGUGCUUUCUUACUAUAACCAUUCAGUCUUCUUCUUGUGUCAAAGAUGCAGGUUGUCAGUGGUGGAAAAUUACUUUGGAUAUACACUCUGCUUUUUACUUCUCAACAACUUUGGGGAAGACUAUCAGCUUCCACUUCCUCUCCCACUCUUCUGGCACCUGAAUUAGACAUUUAUUUAAGGUCAAAGGACUCAGUGGUUCUGGUCUGCCGGACCCCGGAGGGCCACCGCGGGGUUCUGUUCAUGUUGUAUCGGUUAAGAGAAAAGGUGGACUCUCAGGAGCUGCAGUCUGGUGGUGAGGAGGUCCGGUUCACUGUGAGGAUAGAGGAAGGGGAACGUGAACUCUUCUGCUGUCUGUACAAGAACCAGGAUGGUCGUUACAGCGCAUUCAGUCCCUAUUUGCAGCUGGAGCCCCAAAAACCUGCUGCCCCCACUCGCUCCAUACCCUCUUUCCCUCCUCCAGUGUUGUCUGUGAAACCCUCCACUGGUGUGGUAAAACGUGGGGAGAUGUUAUCCUUCAGCUGCUCAGUUCCCACUCUUCAGUCCCGGUCUCAGUCCCAGUCUGGCCAUAACAAAAAUCCAGUGACCUUCCUUUUAAUGAGGGCUGCUGAGCCAGCAGGGGUGACAUCCAUUAUUCUCCAGCCUCAGGCCAGUCAGGCAUCAAACCCUGAACCCCAGUCGGGAUUCUUCAAUGUGGGGCCAGUGUGGGGAGGAGAGGAGGGCGAGUACAUCUGCCUUUACCAAAUCACCAGAAAAAGGGCAUUGGUUAACUCAACUGUCAGCAACGUGGUUCAAAUCACUAUUACAGAUGCGAUGCCAGUGCCCACCCUUGUUCUCCAGCAGCAGACAGACGUGUGGCACUUGCUCUGCAUAGGGUCUCCUGCAUACCCGGGCUCUGUGUUCUCCCUUUACUUGGCUGAUAAUGAACUUCCUAUUGCCACUCACCAUGCCACCUUGAUCCACCAUCAGGCCAACUUCCCAGUGCCUGUCCAGGACACUCUAGUGGCUUUGUACCAGUGCCAGUACAGUGUCCUCCUGGAAAGAAAAUGGAUACAUUCUGAUCGCAGCCUCCCUUUGGCUGUAACCAGAGGAAGUCCUCCUCCAUCAUCACCAGAUUUGUCUGGCGUGGACUGGCCUCUUGUACUGGGCUCUUUCUCUGCUGUGGUAUUGUUCCUGUGUUCAGUGGCACUUGUGGUUGUGGUGGCACACAGGAAAGUAAAAGCAGCAGCCGAGGAAAAGAAGAAAAGACAGGAAGCACAGUUCUGGACUCAAGUUCAUGCCAAGGACCAUGUUGUUGACCUUACACUCAGGCGUACAAGCUUCACCUCUCAGGAAUGGGCCAAUGAGGAAGCAACUACAGAGACCGCCUCCAGAUCCCCUUUAUGGAACUCUCUCUCCACAUUCACAACCCCGAUUCAUCCGAUCCAUUAGAAAUGUUUGUUUUUUCUCUCCCUCUGUCUCUCUCUGUCUCUCUCUCUCUCUCUCUCUCUCUCUCUCUCUCUCUCUCUCUCUGUGUUUAUACUUUAUUUCAGAGUUUAUCAAUGUAGCAUCAGUUGGAGUUACACAGCAGGACAGGAAGGGCUAUUUCCUCAGUUCCUAUUUCAUGUGUACCAGUAAAAAUUGUACAAUUUGACAGGAUAUGAUGUUUGUUUGAUCUUACAUGUUACUGAGCCAGUGAAUAUAAAAAAAGAUUUUUAUUAUUAUUACA
Micropterus salmoides (largemouth bass) is the source of this 1748-nucleotide messenger RNA. RefSeq lists its product as uncharacterized. NCBI's taxonomy places the organism in Eukaryota, Metazoa, Chordata, Actinopteri, Centrarchiformes, Centrarchidae. The coding region runs from base 89 to 1471 and encodes 460 amino acids. The record is from RefSeq and is a predicted model, not a curated record. The transcript has 11 exons.